Messenger RNA from Raphanus sativus (radish), 1374 nucleotides. RefSeq names its product replication protein A 70 kDa DNA-binding subunit A-like. The coding region runs from base 1 to 1374 and encodes 457 amino acids. The transcript is spliced from 10 exons. The record is from RefSeq and is a predicted model, not a curated record. Lineage: Eukaryota; Viridiplantae; Streptophyta; Magnoliopsida; Brassicales; Brassicaceae.
AUGGUUUUAGCUGAUAUAACCGGUAAUAAGAUUCAAUGCUCAUGCAAGAGAUCUUACAUUAAGCGUGUUCAACGUAGCCUUCCUCUUGGGAAAUGGAAGGUUAUUGAGAACAUGAAGAUUAGUGGAACUGGUGGGAAAUUCAAGCCAACCAAACUGAGCUAUAAGAUGAAUAUCAUUAACGAUACUGUCUUCACGGACUCAGAUCAUAAUGAUGAUAGCGACUUCUUGACUCUAACGAGUUUUGAAGAGAUUUUGGGUGGAAGUCUUGAUACGACCCGUCUAAUUGAAAUCUUGGGGCAAGCAGUUGAGAUAGGUGGAGUUCAGAUCAUCCAAGUCCACAAUGAGGAUAGAAAAAGGGUUCAGUUUCGCUUGCGAGACAACAAUGGAAAUGAAUUGGCGUGUUGCUUGUGGGGAUCUUAUGCUGAAAGGAUCGAACAACAUGUUGAAAAAGUAAAUGGUGAUAACAUUGUUUGCUUAAUAAGAUUUGCUAAGAUCAGUGAAUUUCAAGGUGAAGUUCAAAUAACAAAUGCAUUUGGUGCCUCUCUCUUGGAUCUGGACCCAACAAUGCAUGAGGCUGUGGAAUUCAAAGAAAAGCUCAGAGAUGAUGUACUUCCUCUUGCUGUUGUGGACCAAAACAAUGAAAAAUCCCCCAUUGUCAUUGAUGAUUGGGAUGAUGUAGGUAUCAUCAUGAUUUCCGAGUUACAUGAGACUACCCAGCUCGAGAAUGUGAAGAUCGUGUGUUCGAUUGAAGCAAUUGAUACUGAUUGGGCCUGGUACUAUUUUGCAUGUAAGAAAUGUGGGAAAAUAGUAACUAGAAUCAGUAGAGCAGCUAAACCUUUGUUCCGCUGUGCGAUUUGCAAAGCUAAUGUUUCUAAGGUGUUCCCAAAAUUCAAACUGCAUUUGAUUGCUGAAGAUGAUAGCGGAAAAUGUAAACUGGUGUUGCUUGGCACAAUUGCUCAGGAACUCAUCGGUUUUCAGGCAACCGAGCUUUGGGACGGUUCUUACGAUGAUAUCGAAGAUCCUGAAAUUUUGCCUCAACCAAUUAUGGAUUUGGUGGGCAAAUCUUUCUGUUUUGGAAUUGAAUCCUCUGAAAACGGAUCCGACAACUUUACUGUUUCUAAAGUCUGGUCUGGAGAUAUUCUUCAGAAAAUUGAAACUGAAUCUGAGCCAGUGUCUCUUGUAGAAGGAGGUUCAUCCAGUAUGUCUUCUGAAAGGGUUAUGUUGGUGGAUGUUGAUAGUCAAACAUCAUCGGGAGAUUGUAUGACUCCAUACUCAAAAAGAAAGGAAAGUGACAAUGAUUUUCCAGACAUAACAUCUACUUCAAAGAAGAUCUGCACUGCAGCAGUAAAGACUGAAAAACCCUCGACUGAUUAG